This is a messenger RNA of Solanum dulcamara, 1626 nucleotides long. RefSeq names its product serine/threonine-protein kinase BLUS1-like. Gene Ontology annotation, molecular function: protein kinase activity; ATP binding; protein serine/threonine kinase activator activity. Gene Ontology annotation, biological process: protein phosphorylation. NCBI's taxonomy places the organism in Eukaryota, Viridiplantae, Streptophyta, Magnoliopsida, Solanales, Solanaceae. The record is from RefSeq and is a predicted model, not a curated record. Bases 121 to 1302 code for a protein of 393 amino acids. The transcript has 2 exons.
UUUAUGCGCGCCAUUUCUAACGGCUUCUUGGCCCCAAUUUAUUUUACUCUGUUCAUCAUAUAAAUACUCUUUUCUUCUUCAUAAUUCUCCCUUCAAGAAAAAAACUUCACCGGAAAAAAAAUGGGUACAAGCGGCGGCGACUUCAUAAUAGCCUACCGUCCUGCAACCGGAAAAAUCAUCAUCGAUCCAAACACCGGCACUAAGUACAUUCUCCAAAAAGUAAUCGGAACUUGCGAUUUUGAUUUCAUCUACAAAGCUUGUUACUAUACAAUCGAAAAUGCCAUCCAGGGCCAUCUCCUUCCUUCCGGUUACGCCACCGUCAAGUACAUCCGACCCGGACAUGAAGUCCUUCGUAGCAAAAGGGCGGGACAAUCGAUCCCAAAUUCGAAUAUCAUUCACGUCGAGAAAUGGUAUAUUCAUGAAUUCAAAGAAGGAUGGUGUGUUGCAUUGCCUCAUAUGUCAGAAGGAUCGCUUCGUUACAUUCUGUCAACUCGAUUUCACUACGGAUUACCAGAGGAUUGUAUUGCUAUUGCUCUUAAACAAGCGCUUCUGGGUUUGUUCGUUCUUCAUAGUUCGGGUCGGGUUCAUAAAUGUUUCAGUGCUGGAAAUAUCUACGUUAAUUUCAAACCAAGUCCUGUUUCGAAUGUCGAAAUCAAAUUGGGAUUUGCAGCAACGAUUUACGAAUCGGAUCUUGAUACUCCUAUAUUUGUUGAACAAGGAACAAAUCAAGAAGCAAAUCUUGCUUGUGGACCUUCGGUUCCACCACUAAACUUGUUAUCAGAAUGGGCUUCUGCGCCGGAGGUAUACUAUGCAAAAUAUUAUGAUUCCGAUGAUGACAAUCUAAAUCCAGCUCAAUCACCUCUAUUUCGAGAUGAUGAUGACUACACUAUUAAAUCCGAUAUCUGGCUAGUCGGGAUAGCAGCAUUGGAAUUAGCGUAUGGAAAUUUAAGAAUAAGCAAUCGCAAAGAAUUUGAGGCUCUGAUCAAGAAGAUAAAGAGGUUGAAGAGAUUGCCAGAUAAGUUGGAACAUGUGCUUGAGGAGCUUUAUGUAGAAGAAGAGAAAGGGAAAAUGAAGAAAGUUGUGGGAUAUUUUAAGGACAAGCUAAAGGUAGUGAAAAAUAAAAAAGAAAAGAAGUUUUCGGACGAUUUUGAGGAGUUGGUAUUGGAUUGUCUUUCUAACAAACCAUCAAAGAGGCCAUCAGUUCAAAAUCUACUGCACAGACCAUUUUUUCGGAAUGCUAAGGACUUGAAAUGGUUUAAACGUCAAGUGUUACAUGCUAAGAAUCCAAUGCCCUAUUGUUGAACAAUUGAAGAAUUGGUGAUAUAAUUAGUGGAAAAUCAAGAUCAUGUAAAUAUAUUGCCCAUUCAUAGUAUUGGUUGCUAGCAAGAUUCUCUGUGACACUUUGAGAAAUGCUUUCCAGAAAAUUCUUGAUUGCUGAUGACAAGGGGCUUAUUGUUCAUAAUAUUUGAUAGAUUCUGUUUUGUGUGUCUGAAUUCUCUGUGGCUAAAACUAGUUAUUCUGUUGUUUGGGUUUAUAUGACAAUUUUUGAGUGAUGGUUUAAAGCAAGAAUUAAUCAGUUUUUAUGUUGUACUCAAUAUGGGAUUUAUGAAAAAAGUUUAUCUCCUU